Molecule: messenger RNA, 1454 nt
Organism: Pelobates fuscus (common spadefoot toad)
Lineage: Eukaryota; Metazoa; Chordata; Amphibia; Anura; Pelobatidae
Gene: ELOVL7
Product: ELOVL fatty acid elongase 7
Exons: 8
Coding region: 76-921 (281 amino acids)
Biological process (GO): very long-chain fatty acid biosynthetic process; sphingolipid biosynthetic process; fatty acid elongation, polyunsaturated fatty acid
Cellular component (GO): endoplasmic reticulum; endoplasmic reticulum membrane
Molecular function (GO): fatty acid elongase activity
Source: RefSeq, a predicted model, not a curated record
GCCAAGCCUUUUCUUGUGAACAACUGGAUGAGAGAGACAGGUGCAGCUCUGACAGAAGUCUAAACUCGGGGGACCAUGGCCUUCAAGGAUCUAACAUCAAGAGCUGUAAUCUUUUAUGAUGAAUUGAUUAAAGAUGCAGAUCCUCGAGUGGAAGAUUGGCCACUCAUGUCUUCGCCAAUCCUACAAACUGUUAUCAUUGGGGCCUAUAUUUAUUUUGUUACAUCACUGGGUCCAAGGCUCAUGGAGAACAGAAAACCGUUUGUCUUGAAAGAGCUAAUGGCACUUUAUAACUUUGUUAUGGUUGCCUUCUCCUUGUACAUGUGCUAUGAAUUCCUUAUGUCUGGCUGGGCUACAGGUUACUCAUUUCGGUGUGACAUUGUUGACUAUUCUAGGUCACCUCAAGCUGUAAGGAUGGCAUGGACAUGUUGGCUGUUCUAUUUCUCAAAGUUCAUUGAAUUAUUAGACACUAUAUUUUUUGUAUUGCGCAAAAAGAAUAGUCAAAUUACGUUUUUGCACGUGUUUCAUCACUCAAUCAUGCCAUGGACCUGGUGGUUUGGAAUAAAGUUUGCAGCAGGUGGACUGGGCACAUUCCAUGCAUUGGUGAACAGUACCGUUCAUGUGAUAAUGUACACGUAUUAUGGGUUGUCUGCAAUGGGGCCAGCAUACCAGAAAUACCUGUGGUGGAAAAAGUACAUGACCUCUAUACAACUUACGCAGUUCCUGAUGGUCACAUUUCACAUCAGUCAGUUCUUUUUUAUGAAGGACUGUCCAUACCAAUUUCCAAUUUUUCUGUAUGUAAUAUGGCUGUAUGGAUUAAUUUUCCUGGUCCUCUUCCUCAAUUUUUGGUUCCAUGCUUAUGUCAAAGGACAAAGAUUACCAAAAGCAGUUCAAAAUGGAGACCUCAAGAAGAAACCUCAUUGACCUCAGCAAAAGAAAGUCCUUGCAGUACCAAACAUAUGAACUUGAUAAACAAGAAUACACAUGCUAGCAAUAAACUGGAACUUUUUUUUUUUUUACAUUUGUUUUCCCUUGACAAUGGGAAUAAACAACUGAGAACCUAGAUCUCUACUAUAAAUUAUUUGGGAUUGUAUGCUGAUAAUGUAAGGAUUUUUUUCUCUCCACAAAUGUACAUAUAUUUAAUUGGAAGAAAAUGUUUGUAUAUCACAUGUAAACGCUGAAUGGCAAUCAAGGUGUGCAUGAAAAGUACUCUUAGUUUGACCUCCUUUAUCUGCUAUGCAACAAUUGUUCUGAUGAUUGAACUACUGAGGAAUUAUGUUUAAUACUGACUCCAAUCUACCAAGAAUGACUGUCUUCUUCUAGGACACGACAUGUUUUUUUGUAAUGAUGUGACCUUUUGCCUUUGAUACAAUGAAGCACAAUGAAUACAAAUCGGUAUUAAACUCCUGAUUUUGUGCCAAAUUAAAAAAGAAAAAAAAAACAUGCAAAAAAAACGU